GUCCACAAUGUCCAAAUCUGACACACAAAUACUAUGUUAUUAGAGGUUAUGUUAAUUUUUCUUGUCAAUAUUUCUUCGAAAAUAUUUUCGGAAGAUUGUGAUUAUAAGUAAACAUCUCAGGAAAAAAAUAAUCAUUGAAUUAUGAUGGAGGAUAUUAGAAUUACUGAGAUUGACAAACUAUGCAGGACCUGUUUAUCAGAAAAAAACCUUGAUGAACUUAGAUUUAUUUUUGAAAACUCUCUGGAAGAUCAGUUGAGAGAAGUAACUACUUUAAGGGUAGAAGCAAAUGAUGGCAUGCCAAGCUAUAUAUGUAAUGAUUGUCAUUUCACCUUGCACGUUGCCCUGAAUUUCAAGCAUCAAUGCCAGAAGUCUGAAAUACAGCUGAAAAAUAUAUUAAAUCCAGAUCAAGCAAUCUUAUAUAGGUCUAUUACGAUAUUAGGUGAAAACGCAGGAGAAUUUGAAAUUCAAAAAUUUGAAGAGGUUCCUGACAAUUUGAUUGUAACAGAUGUAAAUAGAAAAGUUCCAGAUUUACUUGGAAAUAGUGAAUUGAGCAACAAUCUCAUUAAUGUGGAAAAAGAAAUUGAACCUGUGAAACAAGUUUAUUAUGAUAUAGACCUUUCUUCAAAUAAUGACCAAGUAAAUUCUAGUCCCGAGCAUCACGAUGAAUGUAGGGACUAUUCCACCUUAGAAAUUGUCCGACAAACUGAUGACUUUAACAAUGGAACAAAGAAUAAAUCUGGAACUAGUAAUGAAUUUGAAUCUGUUAUCAAACAUGCUUCAGAUAACAGUUGUGUGGAUUCUGUCAUAAAACAUGCUGCAGUAGUAGAAAGCAAUGUAACCACCAUUGAAAAAAAUGUCUCAGAAACACAUAUCUCCGAAAAAGUUCCUGAGAAAUUCAUUUGUCAGGAGUGUGGGAAGAAGUUCAAAUAUCAAAUAGCUUUAAAAUCACAUAUGACGAAACAUGGGAAAAAAAUUGAUUGUGAAGUAUGUGGCCAGGAAUUCAUUGUAAUGAAGAAUUAUAAACUUCAUUUGAGAACACACACAGAUUAUCGACCACACGAAUGUAAAUACUGUAGUAAAAAAUUUUCCCAACCUGGUAAUCUGGUGAAACAUAUGCGCAUCCAUGUAGGAGAAAGGAAACAUAUUUGUGCAGUAUGUGGAAAGAGGUUUUAUGAAAAAAAUCAAUUGAAGAUUCACACAAGAACCCACACAGGUGAAAAACCAUUGAACUGUAAGAUUUGUGGAAAAGGGUUCUCAGCAGCAAAUGGCUUAUCAGUCCAUAACAAAAUACAUACAGGAGAGAAAAAAUAUGAAUGUACUUCAUGCGGUAUGUUUUCAUUACUAUUUAUUCUCAACUAAUAUAUAAACAGAAAC
Messenger RNA from Leptinotarsa decemlineata (Colorado potato beetle), 1374 nucleotides. RefSeq lists its product as uncharacterized. The record is from RefSeq and is a predicted model, not a curated record. Gene Ontology annotation, cellular component: nucleus. Gene Ontology annotation, molecular function: zinc ion binding; DNA-binding transcription factor activity, RNA polymerase II-specific. NCBI's taxonomy places the organism in Eukaryota, Metazoa, Arthropoda, Insecta, Coleoptera, Chrysomelidae. Gene Ontology annotation, biological process: regulation of transcription by RNA polymerase II.